Messenger RNA from Protobothrops mucrosquamatus (brown spotted pit viper), 1012 nucleotides. RefSeq names its product meckelin-like. Gene Ontology annotation, biological process: cilium assembly. The coding region runs from base 106 to 951 and encodes 281 amino acids. The record is from RefSeq and is a predicted model, not a curated record. Lineage: Eukaryota; Metazoa; Chordata; Lepidosauria; Squamata; Viperidae. The transcript is spliced from 10 exons. Gene Ontology annotation, cellular component: ciliary transition zone; MKS complex.
GAGAUUGUGUAUUUUUCAGGUACAUCAUGUGAUUGUCUUCCAGGAUUCAAGAAAGUUUUUGAUAAAGGUGGAACAUCUAUUAUAUGUGAAAAAUGUCCAGAAACUAUGAGUGGAGUUACUCAAGAUGGAUGGGACUGCAUUACUUGUCCCAGUGGCUUAACUACAGAAGGAAAAUGUAUAUGCGCUAAUAAUGAGAUUUUAGUGGAAAGAAACAUUAAUGGUUCACUACUGAAAGCGGCAUUAUGUGUUCAGUGUGAUGGAAAGGAACAGUCGUUUUCAAUUGCGAAUGCAUUAAAUAACAUGUGCAAAAGAUGUGAACCAACGUUCAUCAGCGUUAACAAAUCCUGUAGCUGUUCUGAGCCAAAUAUUUUAACAGGAAGUUUAUGUUUUACAAGCACUGGAAAUUUCCCUCCAAAGGGAAUUACAACUGUUCGAUUUGGAAAGCUAGGCAUCACAUUGAGAUCGGAAUGGUUUUAUAAAAAUCUGCAAGCAUCAGCAGCUGCUUGCUGGCUAUAUUCCAAUCUUACAUCUUGCCAAGCCUUGGGAAAUAUGUGUGUUAUGAACAUGAAUAGUUUGAGCUCUGCCACCCCGGAUGCAUGUGGUUUGUUUCAGUUUGUGUUCGCAAAUACGGUUGGACUUGGUACUGUUCAUUCAAUAUCAUUUUGGAGACAGUCUCUUCCAUGGCUAUUCUAUGGUGACCAACCAGGCUUAGCAUCCCAGGUUCUUGAUGGAACGGAGUUUCCUACCAGCUUCACUUUUAAAGAAAAAGACGAGGAUGUACAAUUAAAUUUUAUUGCAGCUUCAUACGAUGCAAUGGGAAAUUUUCUGAAAUGGCAACAUUUAGAAGACGGUCUUUUACAGCUUUGUCCAGACACAUUAAUGAGACUCAAUGCUGCUUAUAGGUUUGGAACAACUUACCAACAAAAGGUGAGCAUAGUUGUUUUUUUUUAAGAUUCAUAAUAUCUACAUUAUUUAAUGCUAGAGAAGAAAGUGAAUAUCCAAUUAUUGUGCU